AUGGCGCUCUUCGGACAACUAUGUACAUCGUACAGUUAAAACAAUUUAACAUGCGCAUGAAGAGUUGAUAUUUUAAAUAUAAGAUACUGUGUGUUGUUUCAUGAUAUUUAUUUGUAUUAUUAUUUAUUGCAUAUUAUAAUUAUGUCAACAUUUACUUUUGGAACACCUACAACUUCGAGCAAUACAAGUUUCGGAUUUGCACAAAAUAUUCCUUUUGGUUCAAGUACUUCAACACCAACAUUAACUUUUGGGGCUACAUCAACACCAACAACAACAACUGGGCUUAGUUUUGGAUUUAAUACUGCACCUGCAACUACUGCACAAACACAAUCAAGUGGUUUACUUUUGGGAUCAAAUACGACUAGUACAACAACUGCGAGUAGUUUAUUUCCAACUCCAACUACAUCUGCACCAUUAUUUGGUGGCCUUUCUUUUGGUACGCCAGCAACAAGUUCUACAUUAACAUUUGGUGCUCCAUCCGCUACAACUACAACUGGAAAUGUUAGCUUUGGAACGCCUACUACCACAACAUCACUUUUUGGUAGUGGCAAUUUAUUAGGAUCAAAAUUAGGUACUAUUGGCACUACAACUACCACAAGCACUACAAAUAGAGGACUAGGAGGAUUAGAUGUAUCAUCAAGUAAUAAAGGGCUUUCACAAGGAAAUACUAAUUCAACUGCUAAAGAGAAUGUUUGGCCACCAGAAUUAUUACAGACAAUAGAAAAAUUCAAGGAAUUUGUGAAAGAACAAAAAGUAUUAUCUUCAGAUAUAGCAAGAGGCUCUGCAAGACCAUUAAAUAGAUGUGCAGAAGAUACAGCAUCAUUGAUGGAACUUCUAACAACAUUAGGUGGAUCAGUUCAACGUGAUCGUUCUGCUGCUGAUAAGUUAAAACAGGAUACAGCAAAAGCAUUACAAAAUGCUGAAAUAGCUCAAAGAACACACGAUACUCCACCAGGCUUACAAUAUGAAAAUAAUGCACCAUUAUUAUUUUUUAUGGAAUUGGCUGAUAACUUUGAACAUGACUUGAUGUUAUUUAGAUCUCAAAUUGAAACAACAGAAAAACAUAUACAGACAAUGAUGACUCCAAAAACUUUAACGCCACAAGAAUUGACAAUGGCUAUGAGUAAACUUCACGAAUCUCUUGUUGCUGUUGCUGGCAAAUUACAAGGUGUACAUUCAAAAGUUCAACAACAAAAAGAACAAUAUUUGAACUUUAGAAAAUACGUUUUAAAAGAUAAUACAAACGUUUUUGAAGAUAUUAAAUCGGAUGGGAAAACAUCUCGAAAUAGUAUUGGAAAAAUUACGAGUGGUCCUACACCAUUUGGUCCAGGAAAUAAAAGUUUUCUUUCAUCAACAGCAUUAAAUUCUAAUAGACCAGGAAGUUAUGAAACGCGAAAUCCAUUAGGUCUUGCGUGGAUUUAGUAUGAGGAAAAGAGUAAGGAAUCUGUUUUAGUGUAUGAGUUUGGGGAAAUACAAUACCAACAUCACCUGCCACUAACAUUACUCUAAGUUCGUCAUUGAAACCACCAACAGCAAGUUUGACUUUUAAUACUCCGUCAAAUUUUGCUACACCUUUACCAAUGAGUGAAUCAAACUCGAGUUUUCAACUUCAGAAACCUCCUAUUGGUAAUAAAAGAGGAAAACAUUAAA
Molecule: messenger RNA, 1650 nt
Organism: Frieseomelitta varia
Lineage: Eukaryota; Metazoa; Arthropoda; Insecta; Hymenoptera; Apidae
Gene: Nup58
Product: nucleoporin p58/p45
Exons: 9
Coding region: 142-1422 (426 amino acids)
Biological process (GO): nucleocytoplasmic transport
Cellular component (GO): nuclear pore
Molecular function (GO): structural constituent of nuclear pore
Source: RefSeq, a predicted model, not a curated record